AUGAAGACCACGUACACUCUCCUGGCGGGUCUCGCUGCCCAGCAAGCCGCUGCUACCUGGGACUUCUCCGGAAAGCCGUUCUUGUCGCCACAGUACGCCAACAACGAAUGUAGCGACAAGCAAAAGGGUGGUUUUGAUUGGUCGGACCUCCAAGAGGGUACUUCCAACUUCCAAUAUGGCGACUUUGACUUCUCCAAGGACUGGAAAUGCUCCAGCGCUUUGGGUAAGCGCGAUGGCCUCACCAAGCGUACUUUUGGUAAUAAGGCCAUUGUCAACAGGUGCAGCAAGAAGAAGCCUGCCCAAUUCAGCUGUGACAAGAAGAAGGACGGCUUCAGUAUCAAGACCAUUGACAUAUCUGUUGAAUUCGAUGUCAUGAUUGACCUCCACUACACCCUCGUAGACGGCUCUCUGUGUAAGCAAAAGUCUGUUCCUUGCAAGAAGGAGGGUUCUACCGUCGAGAACACCCAGUGCGGUGGUGCCAAGUCGGUCGAAGUCUACCUUGGUGGCUCGUACAAGGGCGAGAAGUCUGACUGCGGCCUGAACUUCCACAACAUCGGUUUCGAGUGCAACCCACCCAAGCCAUACAACCCUCCUUCCCCUCCUUCCCCACCACCAGCCACAUCUACCAAGGUUACCCCGCCACCUGUUCAGUCUUCUUCCGCUACUCAGUCGACUCCUGCUGUGUCUGCUCCUGCAACCACUGAGGGUUGCAACGGAGGCUACGGUCAAGGCUGCCCUCCUGUUCAGACCGCUCCCACCAUCUCCUCUCUGCCUCCGUUUGUGAACACCUCUAUGCCUGCUGUACCACCGCCAACUCAAGAGAGCACCAUCGUCGCCCCUCCAGGCAAGGAGAGCAGCACUGUCACUCCCGUGCCAGAGUCUUCUUCUGUUGUUUCUCCUCCACCAGCUCAGGAGAGCUCGCCUUCAUGCGAUGGAAGCUAUGGAAGCGACUGCGGCGCCUCUUCCGCUCCUCCUGCGCCCCCGGCCUCAAGCACUCCUAUUCCGGUUGUUGAGUCAUCUAGUACUGUUUUAGCUUCAAGCACUGGUACUCCCGUCGUCGAGUCGUCCAGUGCUCCACCAGCACAGUCAUCCAGCCCAAGCUAUCCACCUUCUUCCAACCCUCCCCCUGAGGUUGACCAGAUCCUGCCCACUUGCAUGAACACCUGGUUGCAGAUCAGCACCGAGUGCAAGGACAACACCAACAAGGACUGCUACUGCAAGAACGCAAAGUUCACCAAGAACGUUAUUGACUGCGUCGUUGCUCGUUGUGACACACCCGAGCAGACCAAGAAGACUCUGCAGUACCUCGUCGGUAUCUGUGCCGAGCAUGUGCCUGAGAACCCGUCCAUUGUCACCGACUGCCCCAAGGACACCUUCGACAACACUCCCCCUACACCCGAAGCUCCCGGCGUUCCCAGCACUCCUGAUGCCUCGACCACUGGAUCUGCCGCUGCUGGUAUCCCCACUGGCCCCGCUGCUGCACCUCCCGCAAACACGCCCGCGCCUCCUGCACCCGCACCGCCAGCAGGCUACCCUGUCACCACCAUCACGUAUGGCUCCACUUCUCUUACCGUCCCAGCUGUCCACUUCACCACUGAGACUCCCGCCCCUGGGGCUACACCUGCCGCACCCGUCGGUCUCGUUCCUGGUGUUGCACCUCCGUCCGCCCCAGCUGCCACCACACCUGCUGCUGGAGGUGCACCAUACCCUACUGGCUCGACCUUGAGGCCGUCUGUGCUGCCAACUGGCACUGGAGGUCUUCGUCCCUCCGCGCCAGCCCAGUUCACCGGUGCUGCAUCGCCGCUUGGUGUUGAGGCCAACAUUGCCAUGAUUGGCGCUGCGCUUGCUUUCUUUGCUUUGUAGAUGAUAGUCUCGUAGAUAAGUUUCCUUUUUGUAUUCUGAUAGCAUAUUUGCGGGGAAAACUGGUGUCAUGUGCGAAUCUGAUUGCGCCGCUCGAUGAGUGGCAGCGCGUUAAUUGAAUAAUGCACUUCAA
Messenger RNA from Parastagonospora nodorum SN15, 1993 nucleotides. RefSeq lists its product as hypothetical. The transcript has 3 exons. The coding region runs from base 1 to 1863 and encodes 620 amino acids. The record is from RefSeq and is a predicted model, not a curated record. Lineage: Eukaryota; Fungi; Ascomycota; Dothideomycetes; Pleosporales; Phaeosphaeriaceae.